AUGCGAGCUGAUGUCAGAAUGGCCAAGCGACAGCAGAUCACUGACACUAUGCUUGAAUUAGAGCAGGCUGCGAAAUGCGGGGACCAGGGCGGCAUAUAUGUUGCUGUUCGCAAACUCGCGCCCUGGAAGCCGGCUGCUAAGCCCAGCAUCCGAGGAAAGUCGGGGGAAUUUCUAACACCAGCACAACAACUUCGAGAGCUUUGCAGGCACGCCACGGCGAAGUUUUGUCAGGGAACUGACUACCAACCCAAGGGCAUUUUGCACGAAGGUGUCCAGGUCACCGUGGAACAAUUACAACAGGCCUUGCAGCGCCUACCGAUCCGCAAGGCUGCACCUCCCACUGCCGCUCCGUCUGCACUCUGGAAGAACAGCGCUGCUGAGCUCUCAAAGCUCUUCUGGAAGCCACUCUCCGAGGCAUGGGGGCCUGGAGCUGAGGGAAGUGCACCCUCCAUCUGGAAGGAUGCGAACAUGGUAUGGAUGCCGAAGCCUCAAAAGGAUAGCAGUAUACUUGCCAAUCUGCGACCCAUUGGUCUCGUGCAUCCUAUGGGUAAGCUCCAAGCUGAUCCGGAGCUGGUGCACUUGAUCAUGCAUAUGCAACAUGAGGCCCAGUACUGGAACAACGUCGGAGCCGACACCCGGCCCGUCACACCAACACAAGGGAUCAAACAAGGAUGCUGCAUUGCACCGUAUCUCUUUGUAGCUUACACCAUCAUGGUGAUGGAUAAGCUAAGUGCGCAGAUGGCACCUGGCUGGCAGGACGAUGGUCUCACUUGGUACGCCGACGAUGCCUUUGCUGCAUGGUUGGUUCGGGGAGUCGAUGACUUACGUCAGGCACUCAGUGACAUCCACACAAUCAUCAGUGUGCUCCGAGACCAUGGCAUGGAAAUCCAGCCGGACAAAUGUGCAGUCCUUCUAAAUUUGCAUGGGAAGGAGAAGUCCAAGAUCCUGAAACAUCGUAUU
Molecule: messenger RNA, 960 nt
Organism: Symbiodinium necroappetens
Lineage: Eukaryota; Dinophyceae; Suessiales; Symbiodiniaceae
Source: the annotation of a GenBank genome assembly